AUGUUGAGAAAAGAACUACAAUCGAACUAUACCGAUUGGAAGACGAAUAGACGAAUAACGUUGCCAUCGGUUGAAACGAAUGAACUAUGGUGUUUUGUUCUCAGGCUACUCCAGAAUUAUUUAUGUUUCGUAGAAGAACAAUUAAAAAACAAUGAAAACCCUCCAAAUUUGUACGAAAACCUAUGCAACGUUACCAAGUUGUUGUACAGCCAUUUCCUAUUUAAUUUUCUUGAAGCGCUACGGUGCUUUGGUUACCUUGUGGUCAAACAAGUGCUGGAAUGUUACGUACAAAUUCUUUCGAUCGUGUGUUCGAAUAGGGUGUAUUUAAACGAUUUGGAUAAAUUCAUAUCGGAUUGCUAUGCACAUUUUUUAGUCUACGACAAACAAGUAGAACUAUUCAGUGUUUUGAACAACACCAUUUCUUAUCUGGACGAUUUAAUUAGUUGCAAUCAACUGAAAAACAUAAGUUUGAUCGAAAGUAUCGAAUACCAGUUAAUAAAAUGUAUAUCGAUAAUUGGAUUUUCCAUCGAAAACGAUAGUGCUAAACUUCAAAACGUGUUAACGAAAUUAACAAAAGUAGCAGAACAACAUUCUUUUGUGGACAAAAACAAUGCUAAUACAUUUUUGAUAACCACGUUGAAAUUGUGUUGUGCAUUUCAAAACCACAAGGACAAUAUGAAUAUGUUGGCCGGUUGGGCGCAGUCAUCUUCCAAAUUAAUUGGACGUAUCGACGGCAAAAGCACAGAUUUCAAUAUGAAAUGUUUAAAAUUGAAAACCGUGUUUAACAACUCUACGCUGUCGAUGGAACUAUGUAAAUGUUUACGCGAAGAAAUCAAACACAUAUCGUGGAGUUUGUCCAAGCUUGAAGCGGAGAAAAAAGUUUCCACUUCGGCGACCGUAUGCCCCCUCAAACAAAACAAAACGUUUGUUCAGGACCAUUUGGAAACCGUGGAGACAAUCAUCCAACAAACGAUAAAAGCAAUGUCGAUCGCAAACUAUUUCGUACAAUCAAAAAAAAUACCUUUAGGGCAGAUGACGGAAUUUUUAUUUGAAACCGUUUGCGAUUUAAUCAACGCGAUAAACGGCAUAAUUAAAUUAUUCCACGAUUGUUCGACUGCCGAAGAUCCGACUUAUAAAACUACAUCGUUGAGUACAGUUAAUAAUAUGUUAUUACAUUUUUACCACUUGUUGUAA
This is a messenger RNA of Adelges cooleyi (spruce gall adelgid), 1194 nucleotides long. RefSeq lists its product as uncharacterized. Lineage: Eukaryota; Metazoa; Arthropoda; Insecta; Hemiptera; Adelgidae. The transcript has 5 exons. Bases 1 to 1194 code for a protein of 397 amino acids. The record is from RefSeq and is a predicted model, not a curated record.